AUGGACUCUCUGCGCUCGCGGCCGUCUCAGGCACCCAGGAAGGGAAAAUCUCCCGCCAAACUCUCCAAGGGCGGCGGCGACCCAAUACCUCGACCCAGAACGACUCGUGUCGAUGAUAAAAUCAAGAAGCGCAUGUCUAUGCGAUAUGCUGAAAUAUCCAGUCCGAUAGACUCUGGGAGCAUCCCUGCGAUGCCUAGUCUUGCGGGGUUUCUCCCAGGCGGCCAGCCCAGCGGGGGAGUUCUGUACGAUGAACCGGACGACGCGACGAGGCAACAGGACGCUGCUAGAAUAGCUGCUGAAGACAAGAGGAUCCUAAGCUCAGAUGACUUUGAUCCAGAUGCAUUCUUGAAGCGGAAGCUCGCCAACUCUACAGAGGCUGAACUUCGCUCCCUACAAUCAUCUCUUGAGAAAGCAAAAGAGGAUACUGCGUCGGACUUGCAACGCAGUGUGUUCAAGAACUACGCCGAAUUCGUCCUUAUUUCUAAAGAGAUCUCUGUUCUGGAGAACGAGAUGUUAGAGCUCAAAGAACUGCUGUCCGACUACAAAUCGAUGCCCCAAAUGCUUCAUAUACCCGAUCCAACAUCUGUCACUUCCUCCACCCUCUCAACCUACAAACGGUCUUCCGUAGCCGAUCUCCGAGUCCUUUACUCCAACCAGAUGCACGCGCUACACACCUCCAUCGAAGGUGCCGCGAAAUUCGUCCCAACAACCCCCGGCCGCCAUGUCGUUGGCGAAUUCGAGAAUAUCCUCAGCCUCAACGCCGCCACCUACAAGAUCAUCCACAAGGUUAAGUUUGUAGUAUUAGACGAUGCCGUUUUGGUCGCUAGGCGGAGAAGGCGCAAUGCUGGAGGAGGAGACGCGGCGGGGACAACAGUUAAUGAAGGAAAGUUAGUCGCGGAGAAGUGUUGGGCUUUAAAUGAAAUGAUCGUUCUCGAUACCAAGGAUUCAUCUAGUAUGACUAACGUCUUCAAGGUGCGGAAUGGGAAGGAAACACACGUUUACCGAACCGAAACCGCCCAAGAGAAGAAGAGCAUACUUACUCUCUUCCGACAAGUAGCUGAAGAACUACAGACUAAACGGAGGAAAGAACGCGAAGGCGAGCAUGAGCGGAGGAAGAGCAUGUGGCAAGGCAAUGCAGCUGGCGGACGCAAUUCCCCUGUUCCUCCUUUGCCCGAAUGGAUGGCUGAUCUGGCUAGAAGAGGGGGCGACAUUCCCAAUGUGGCGGCAGACGCAAAGGCGAAGGCUGAGCGGGAUGCUCGAUGGGUUGGGGAUUGGUCGGACAACCUCACUGUUGCCAUUGCUCUGAAGGAGUGGAAUAAAGCGGUACAACUGGUGGAAGAAGGCCAAGCUCGCGCAGCAACAAUGCCUCCUCUCGCCGCCCGAUUACCUGCUCUAACACAACAACUAACCCAAUCUCUUCUCGAAUCCCUGUCCCUCCCUUCCAAUAGGAAAUCAAGCACAGUCAACCUUAUCUCCCUCUUGAACAGACUCAAAGCCGGAUCGGCCGCGCGAACCACCUUCCUUGAAAUGCGCGGCAAAGUCAUCCACAGUCUCAUGCGCAAGAUCCCCUUCGAAGGACAUGUGGGCACCUACAUAGGAGAGCUCGCUGUGGUUUUCUUUACCGGUAUCAAACACACGGCAGACUGGUAUCUUGCGAGUUUCAAGGAGAACGAGGUGGCGAGCUCCUUUAUCACCUGGGCAAAGCAACAAAUCGAGAAAUAUGGAGAGAUUUUCCGCAAGCAGGUGUACUCCAAGGACGUCGAACCUCAGAUUGUGGAAGAAUCAGUUCAAAUCACGCUUAACCAGAGCCGGAAGCUACUGGAAGAAUAUGGCCUAGAUUUCAAGUUCCUCUUGAAUAGCAUUCUCGUGGAGAACCCGAAGCAACCUUCAAGUGCAACGGUCGAAUUUAAAGUCAAUGAACACCGCCAAUCGAAACAGAUUGCCCAGAUCACGAAGCAGAAUUCCCGAUCUGACCUCAGGCCAAAGAAAUCCUCGUCGCAACUCAACACUCCCGCUCCUCCCACACUCGCUCCUGCUCCUCCGGGUAGGCGUAAAUCACCAGCACCUCCACCAAUCAGCAUGAAGAACAGCAUGGGGUCUAUCCCACCAGCACUGAGUUCGGCAUCGUUGCAACCACCUAACAGCGCGGCAAGUUCGAGUUAUUCCGGUAUCCAGACAGCGCAGGACGUAUCCGGGUUGGGAUCUUCGAGGAUGUAUCGAAGUCGCACUCCAGUUUCAGCUGCGCAGACGCCAACGCACGAGAACCCUCCUGCCUCAGCGUCGAAUCCAAAAGAUGGGCCUGUGUCGCCUACACCAAUGAGGCAGGCGAAUUCUAGUGGCUCUGGGUCGUAUUUGAGGGAGAGGCCAGAGAGGGAGAGGCCGCCUAGGUCACUGAGAGCGAGUCCUGUGCCGAGGUCGGGUGCCAGUGGGACGGGGAGUCCUGCGCCUGUCCCACCUCCGCCGAGGUCUGUCCAUCGGCCUGGUAGUUCGGUGGGGAGACCUCCCCCUCGGGAGGGAAUGUUUUGAGCAGUAUAUUUAUUUUGGCCGAUUAUGGCUGCGUGAAUGUGGCAGACUUGUUUGAUCCUCGCUGACAUGAGAACGAGAGAAUUGUGCAUACAGGUAUCGACAAAACAAAGCAAAGCGAGAGAUAUAGAAAUGAAUUGCAGAUAUUAAUGC
Coprinopsis cinerea okayama7#130 is the source of this 2676-nucleotide messenger RNA. RefSeq names its product nuclear mRNA splicing protein. The coding region runs from base 1 to 2526 and encodes 841 amino acids. The record is from RefSeq and is a predicted model, not a curated record. Gene Ontology annotation, cellular component: exocyst. Lineage: Eukaryota; Fungi; Basidiomycota; Agaricomycetes; Agaricales; Psathyrellaceae. Gene Ontology annotation, biological process: exocytosis; Golgi to plasma membrane transport; intracellular protein localization. The transcript has 8 exons.